Molecule: messenger RNA, 3261 nt
Organism: Lachancea sp. 'fantastica'
Lineage: Eukaryota; Fungi; Ascomycota; Saccharomycetes; Saccharomycetales; Saccharomycetaceae
Source: the annotation of a GenBank genome assembly
AUGGGCGAUCCCAACACCCCGUUCGAGGUCUUAGCGCAGUAUCCGUAUUCUUCGGAACAUGAAGACGAUCUCAAUUUCGAAAAAGGUACCACAAUUACCGUACGGUCCGUCGAGGACGCUGAGUGGUAUUUUGGUGAUUACCGGGACCCACAGGGGAACUUGAAGGAAGGGCUUUUUCCCAAGGCUUUUGUGGCGGUAACAGAAAGACCAAAGGGUGGGGAUGAACUUCCUCAGCCUCAUGCUACCUCAGAUCUCGAAAAACCAGCAGACUCAGCAACAAUUGCCGAUGAUGGUGGUGACGAAGCUCCACAAACCUCGGUCGACACAGACCUUGAGAAAACGGAAAAACCAGGUGCUGAUACUGGGGCAAGUGUAGUCCAAGAUGAACAGCUGGACUUCGCGAGUUCAGUUGAAAAAGAAGAAGCGACACACUCAAAUAUGUCUCAUGCAAUGCCCCCUACCUCUAAUCCAGAUCUGUCGGUUUUUUCAAAGCCUCAGGUUGUUGAGCCUGUGCAGCCAGAAAGUAGUCAGCCUCCUUCUUCCACGAUUGCAAAAUCUUCCGAGAACGAACCCAUUCUGGCUGAGCAACCUAAAAUGAGUCUCAAAGAACGGAUCGCGUUGUUACAAGAGCAACAAAAGAUCAAUCAAGAGAAGGAACAAGAAAGACAACAGAAGCUAUUGGAAAAGGAGAAAAGGCAUGAACAUCAUGAAGCAGCCAUUGUUCAAGACAGUAUUGAGCCAACACCUGAAUCUGAAAUAGCUCGAGAUGAGGACGACGUUCCACAGGAGGGCUCGGGCUUUAGCCCCGAAUUCGAAAACUCACACCCUAAGCCACCUGCACUUGAGUCGCAUUCGGACGAGGAGAAUGACGACGAAGGCUUACAAAAUCGCGAUGAGGACGGUGCUGGCCAGAGCGAAAAAGACGAGAAUAACGUCGAGGACGAGGAAGAAGCUCGUCGUGCUGCUUUGAGAGAACGGAUGGCUAAGCUUGCUGGUGCUGGAAGAAUGGGAAUGCCAAUGUCUUUCAAUCCAUUUGGGAUGCCGGCACAGCCCACUAGAGCCUCUACUAUUCUUUCAAAAAAAGCAGAACACAGGGAAGCAGACAAGACCUCCGAAGCCGAUUUGCCACGAGCAGUUCCAGUACUUCCCUUUGCUGACCCAGCGGCUCUUCAAAAGGCUCAGAAACCUUUACCCACAGAUAACGAUAAUUCAGCUGAGAACAAGGCAUCCAAAAGUGUGUCAAGCUCUCGAGAAGACAAGAAUUUAUCUGGAGAAGAAGUUUCUAAACCAACUCAUGAAUAUGCCAAAUUGGUGAAACCGAAUGCAUCAAAUGUGCCACUUGACACACCCGGUAUGCUUGCUGAUGCAGAGGAUGAAGCUGGACAAGUGGAAAGUAAUUAUUUUGGAAAAGGGCCAGAGCAGACACCUAUUCUGUCAGACGAGCCAGAGGCACGUUUCGCAGAGACUGAAGAUAUCCCACUCCAACGUGAGCCAACCAUAGAGGUGGAUAAACCUCACUCCAUCAAUGGAUCAAUCUCAGACUCCACGGGUUACGAAUCCUCAGUGGAUGAAACAGCAGCGACAUUGAAUAAUUCAAAACAUGUUCCGCCACUAUCGAAGCAGACACUUGAAAAUGCGGCCUUCGCAGCAGGGUCUCCUGGAGAUCUACAAUUAAAAGAUCACAUGAACCACGACAGUGUGGACAGCUCGCAGUCUACAGGCGAUAUUGAAGUCCAACAAUCUCAGUCAAGCGAUGAAGAUGGAGCUUUGGCGUCCUCUCAUGUGCAACCUAAGCAAACUGAUAGACAUUCGGUCGAUGAAAGCAGAAUUCCGCCUAUACCAAAUAUCACCAAGGCACCUAUGUCUCAUGCACCACCUAUCCCUGACUCAAAACCUGCUCCACCACCUGCGUCCGUACCGCCCAUCCCUUCUAAGAAGCAAACACCUGUCAUGCCUCCCGUUCCACCUCUUCCCACACCUCCUCCUGUCCCCACUUCGGUAUCAGGGCAAGAGAAGCCAAACGAAUUUACGACUACAAGUUCUCAAGGAGAAAACAUCGAAUCACAGCCUUCCAAUGACCAAUUGAAGGAUAAACAACCUGUAGAGCCGGUAUCAAUGCCCCAUCUUGCCGCACCCAAGGUACCACCACCACCACCUCAGCCUCAAAUUGCCACGGAUAAUUUAAAGUCUCUAGGCAUGGGGCCGAAAUCCCCUCCCCCUCCCCCUCCACCUUCAGUCUCUAACCAAGGUUUCUCAGAAUCUUUUAAACAUGAAGCGCAUGGGGCUAGUCGUCGCGCCAUGGGUGAAAGGGGUCCACCACCUAUCCCUACCACUUCGAAAGGCCCUGCUUCUACGCACCCAUCACCAGGAAGCCCCUUGCCCAAAGAUUCAUCACAAGCUCAGCCAGUGAGGAGAAGAACAUCUAUAAAUGACCGUGCAUCGCAAGCCCCCGUCAAUGCGCCACAGGACAGACAAAUGGAACGGACUCAGACAUUUGAGGUCAAUGACGAAAGGCACAGGCCUACGAUAAAAUUUGAUCAUACUAAUGAGUGGUGGCUAGAGAAAACAAUACCAGCUGGCCUCAUCAGUGAUAAUCGCCUGAAAUACAUCUGGGAAGUUGAUGAAACCAUGCUCACAAAAAGGUGUAAUCAGCAUUGGUUAAUGCGGGAUUUCUAUAUUCUUUUUGAAGACUAUACCCAACUUCACGCCACGGUGGUGUAUAACCCAUCGAAAGCCCACGAGACGAUCAAAUUUUGGCAAGAGUUUCUACCAAGCCCUUCAUCGGCCCACAAGCUGAAUGAAUUUGCAUCGAAGAUAGGUUACAAAAUAUUUGAGAUGGCCAGCCAAUCCUUAAAUCAACCGUCGCAAGACUUCGUUUUCGAAAUAAUCAAAAAGAUGCCCGAAAGUGUUUUACCACCAAUCGCUUCAAGAACUUAUGGUGUCCCCUUGCUGACGUAUUCGCCUGACGGUGCCUUUGCUGAAGAGGCGCUAAAAUCGGUGAGGCCCGGUGAUAUACUGGUUGUAAGGAGAGGAAAAUUUCAUUCUCAUGGAAAACUGCUUCCAAAAACUACUCAUGAACUUGGAAUGGAUACAACACCGUAUGCUGCUGUGAUUACGGAGUAUGAUUUUUCUAAGAAUAAGUUCAGAGUCAUUGAAGAACAACACGGCAAGACCAGACAAGCUAGUUAUCGCUUACAUGAUAUGAAGAGCGGCAAGCUGAAAGUUUUCAGAGCCGUGGAAAGAAGUUUUGUGGGGUGGUAG